Messenger RNA from Microthlaspi erraticum, 1218 nucleotides. NCBI's taxonomy places the organism in Eukaryota, Viridiplantae, Streptophyta, Magnoliopsida, Brassicales, Brassicaceae. The record is from the annotation of a GenBank genome assembly.
AUGGUUCGACGUCUUUUCGGUGGCUUGAUGGCGUUGCUGAAGAUGUGUGGUGGUCACAACGGUUCUAAGGGAGAGGUUUCCGAUGAAGACGGCGGAGACGGUGGAGACCGUGGUAUCUUCUUCGAUCUCCAAGAACUUGAAAUCGCGACUGAGUUAUUCUCCGAGAAGAAUCGGCUCGGACACGGCGGGUUUGGUCCUGUCUACAAGGGAUUGAUGCCAAAUGGUGAAGAAAUAGCUGUUAAGAAACUGUCGGUGAAUUCUAGACAAGGGUCGAGAGAAUUUACGAACGAGGUUAAGCUCUUGCUCCGGAUUCAACAUAAGAACUUGGUUUCUUUGCUUGGUUGUUGCUUCCAUGGUCCAGAGAAGAUCCUGGUUUACGAGUAUCUCCCUAACCGGAGUCUCGACUAUUUUCUCUUCGAUAAGAUCAAUCCCGGUUUACUUGAUUGGUACAAUCGAUGGCGAAUAAUAGUAGGAGUGGCAAGAGGACUGUUAUAUCUACACGAAGAAGCUCCGAUUCGGAUUAUCCACAGAGAUAUAAAAGCUAGUAACAUUCUUUUAGACAAUGAUUUGAACCCGAAAAUCUCGGAUUUCGGUUUGGCCCGGUUAUUUCCGGGCGAUGGCACUCAUACUAAUACCUUUAGAAUCUCUGGUACUUAUGGUUAUAUGGCUCCUGAAUAUGCAUUGCACGGCCUUUUAUCGGUUAAGUCAGAUGUUUUUAGCUUUGGAGUUUUGGUUUUGGAGAUAGUUAGCGGAAGAAAGAACCAAAAUUCUCGUCUUGGACCGGAAAUGGCCGAUCUCUUGAGCUAUGCGUGGAAAAUGUACCAAGAAGGCAAAAUUCUGGAAUUGGUGGAUCAAUCUCUAGCAGGAGCAUACAACCGCGACGAAGCAGCCACAUGUCUCAUUAUAGGAUUACUAUGUUGCCAGCAAAUCACAUCAAACAGACCGGAUAUGAACUCAAUCCAUCAAAUGUUGUCGAGCGAUUCAUUCGAUUUGCCUAGACCGGGUCGUCCAGGGCUCCAAGGUCGUAGAGGAGGAGGGUAUACAAGUACCGGAACCGGUACAGUAGUCGGUUCAAAAAGUUUUGGAUUAACCGGGAGCGAACAAAACAGUUUUAAAAGUAGAAGUGGAGGAGGAUCCAGAGCUUCUAGACAGAACAGCAUCAUUGAGGAAUACUCGAGGAAUUCCAUUUCCAUGUCUUCCUUCGCCGAAGGAAGAUGA